CAGAGUGCUUCGUUGAAAAAGUCUGUACUACAGUAUAGAGUUGGAAACCAUUUUGUAGAAUUUGGGCUGGCUGAUUUUGCCAUAAUGACGGGACUGAAGUUCGGUGGUAGUAUCAUUUUACCUCAAGGUUCUUUUUUCCACCAAAAAGUUUUUGGUGGACAACGUUAUCUGCGUUUGGUAAACAUAGAGAAAACCUUUAUCAAAGAAUGCAAAGAGACCUGUGGCAGAUCAGAGACAAGCUUGAAGCUAGCCUAUUUGUAUAUUGUGUACGGGCUUUUGGUGAUGAAGGAUAGGACGCAGAAGAACGUCGAUCUUGGUUAUAUUCAUCUCAUGGAUGACCUUGAGAGGUUCCUUCGGUAUCCGUGGGGCAGAACAGCUUAUGAUUUCUUGGUCCCUCGUACGUAUAAUGCAAGAAAGCUCCUCGAUAAAAUGGGAACAACUGAAAAUAGGCUGACAGUAGAGGCUUAUGGUUUUGUGUACGCCUUACAGGCUUGGGCUUAUGAAAUUAUGCCAUCGUUGGCUGCCUUUUGCGGCAAGCGAUUGAUGGAGCAUGAGAACAACAUUCCAAGAAUGCAACAUUGGUCUGCUGAUUCCGGGUUUCACUUUGAUGACUUGUGGCCAUAUUUUUUACCUAGAUCCGGAAGGGAUCCGGUUCCCAUCAUUGUUUCUCCCACGGAAUAUAAGCUGAUGGAUGUUCUUGGUAUUCCUUCAACCUUGCAUCCCGCUUCACCCAUUCCUGUAUUUAAUGCAAAGAGUUUGGUACGAAAAAGACGUCUGACAUUUGAGGAAGAUGAGGCUGUUGGAAAAGAAGCUGCAAUCCAGAAUACUCCAAUGAAGAAUUCAGAACAUUUAAGCUUGGAUUCGUUGGGAAAUGUGGCUGUUGGAAAAGGCUAUGGAGAGAAGCCGUUGAUAAGCUUGGAUCCCCGCCGUUUCCCUCGUUUGGUAGGAAAAACAAAGAAUAUAGAAGCAAAGAAGGCAAAAGUUGAGGAUGAUAAUGCAGAAAAUCGAGCAUCUAGCCCUGCCCUUUCUAACAAUAGCGUGGAAAUUCUGAAUUACACUACGGUUGCUGAAAAAGCAAAGACUAAUAGCAAUGCCUUGAUCUUUUUGAUGAUGGAGUUGAUGGAGAAAGUCGAUAAGUUAGAUCAGAAAAUUGAUAAGCUAUUUGUUAAAGUUGAGAGUGGUACUACGACUCUACACGAUGAGGUGUUAGAGUGCCUCCGGUCUUACUUUCACCCGAAGGCAAGCGCAAACCCAAUAAAAUCUGGUGGAGAACAAUGCAGUAAACUUGAUGAAGGUUUGUUUGGCAAAAUAAAUGGAGAGUUUCCUUGUGAUGGAGGUGAAUUUGCUCGCUUUGCGAAUAUUAAAGAACUUAUUAAUAUGUGUAAAAAACACGAGCGAGAGGAGGGUUUUAGUAAUGACUUGUGUGGCAACGAAUUGAUGCAUGAAGAUCCACUGGCUAGGUCAAAAUCUGAAGGUUAUGAAGAAAAAAGCUUCUUUCCACGUACGAGUACAGGUGUUGGUAUAGCUUUGAAGAGCAAGGACAUAACUACAGAAAACAGCCAUGCCUAUACAACCAACUUCAUCCCGUCUCUCAAUGUUGGUUGCACAUCGGCGAACAUGGAAGUUGGUUCUGACCAAAUGUUGAUGGAACGCCUUAAAUAUGAUCCUUGUGAUUAUGACUUCAACUACUCUGAACUAAAUCCAUUCCUUCGAUGGCAGAAGGCUGCUUCUCUUGGAGAUCGGUAUGAUUUUUUUUUUUUGCAACUGCCCAUUCAUUAG
Salvia miltiorrhiza (redroot sage) is the source of this 1779-nucleotide messenger RNA. RefSeq lists its product as uncharacterized. The record is from RefSeq and is a predicted model, not a curated record. NCBI's taxonomy places the organism in Eukaryota, Viridiplantae, Streptophyta, Magnoliopsida, Lamiales, Lamiaceae. Bases 85 to 1779 code for a protein of 564 amino acids. The transcript is spliced from 4 exons.